AUGGCAUACAGGACAGCGGCCUUGCUCUCCCUCCUCGGGGCCACAUUGGCAAACCCGUCUCACACAGAACACGCCCGUGCCGUCUGCACCCCCGCUGCUUCCGGCACCUCAGCCACCGACGACGUUCCCGCAAUCCUCGACGCAGUCUCAUCAUGCGGCAACGGCGGAACAAUUGUCUUCCCCGAGGGAAAAACGUACUACCUGAACAGCGUCCUCGAUCUAAGCGACUGUUCAAACUGCGACAUCCAGAUCGAGGGUCUACUCAAGUUCGCGAGUAAUACCGACUAUUGGAGUGGGAAAACAGCCAUGAUCAAUGUCAAGGAUGUGGAUGGGCUGAAGAUUCGGUCGCUUACGGGGAACGGGGUGAUUGAUGGGAAUGGGCAGAAUGCGUACGACCGCUUUGCCGAAGAUUCAAGUUACCGCCGCCCAACACUGCUGUACAUCGUCGGCGGAAGCGACAUUGAAGUCUCGAACCUGCGCCAGAAGAACCCGCCCAACGUCUUCAUCUCCGUCAAGGGCGGAACAACCAACGCGGUCUUCUCGAACCUCCGACUCGAUGCAACCUCCAAAUCCGGAAACCGCCCUAAAAACACCGACGGCUUCGACAUUGGCGAGAGCACGUACGUCACCAUCACCGACACCACAGUCGCAAACGACGACGACUGCGUCGCCUUCAAGCCCGGCUGCAAUUACCUGACUGUAAGGGAUAUAACCUGCACCGGAUCCCACGGCCUCUCCGUCGGCUCGCUCGGCAAAAACAACGACGACAGCGUGAGGAACGUCUGGGUCGAAGGCGCGACAAUGAUCCGGUCGACAAAAGCUGCAGGCAUAAAAACGUAUCCGAGCGGCAACGGCCACGGAUUCAGUACGGUCAGCAAUGUUACCUGGAAGGAUGUCGUGGUUCAGGACUGCGACUAUGCGAUCCAGGUUGAGAGUUGCUACGGGGAGGAUGAUGAGUACUGUGAGGAGAAUCCGGGGAAUGCGGUUCUCGAGGGGAUUACGUUCCAGGGGUUCAGUGGGACCACGAGUGACAAGUAUGAUCCUGUGACGGGGAAUUUGAAUUGCGGGGCGGAUGGGGAGUGUGAUGUUUCUGUCGUGGAUUAUCAGGUUACUGCGCCUUCUGGCGAGGGAGUCGUGCUUUGUGCGAAUACGCCGGAGGGGUUGGGGGUUGACUGUACUGCGGGGGCUUCGGGGUGA
Messenger RNA from Aspergillus calidoustus, 1197 nucleotides. The record is from the annotation of a GenBank genome assembly. NCBI's taxonomy places the organism in Eukaryota, Fungi, Ascomycota, Eurotiomycetes, Eurotiales, Aspergillaceae.